Clarias gariepinus (North African catfish) is the source of this 6051-nucleotide messenger RNA. RefSeq names its product TIAM Rac1 associated GEF 2a (gene tiam2a). The transcript has 28 exons. Gene Ontology annotation, cellular component: membrane; synapse. Gene Ontology annotation, molecular function: guanyl-nucleotide exchange factor activity; protein binding. NCBI's taxonomy places the organism in Eukaryota, Metazoa, Chordata, Actinopteri, Siluriformes, Clariidae. Bases 233 to 5251 code for a protein of 1672 amino acids. The record is from RefSeq and is a predicted model, not a curated record. Gene Ontology annotation, biological process: small GTPase-mediated signal transduction; activation of GTPase activity; positive regulation of axonogenesis.
CGCUGUGUUUAAUCCUGCUGGGAGAAAUGAGAGAAAGUUCACGCGCUUUAAGGGAAUAUUACUGAAGUCAGACAAACAGCAGGAGAAUAAAGAGAGGAAUAAAGAGGAGAGAACAAUCUGUUGUUAUUCUUCUGCGUUUGGGCUCGAUGGCUUGCUAGAUGACCCAAAGACGAUGAUGACUAUGCAGAACCCGUUUCUCUAGCUGUGUAGUGAUUACUAAAACUGGUCAGGGAUGGGAAACUCAGACAGCCAGUACAGCCUGCAAGGCUCUCGAAGCAGUAGCUUCACAAUCCCUAACAGACAGAAGCCCUCUGCCAUGAAGCUUCGCUCUUCCAAAGAGGCCAUUGUGUCACCCCAUGGCUGGUGGAAGACAGGAGCGUGUGUUUCUGGCUUCAAAUCCAAAGCAGCAUCGCGUGGCUGUUUGUCACAGCACAAGUCCAAUCAGUCGUCCAUGUUGAGACGUUAUGACUACCUCGCCAAAGGAAGGGAAGCAAAAAAAAGAAUUAGCGCCCAGUGGAACGUCUCACCGCAGGCAGGUGUAGCGUCUGAGAACGGCCACCUCGAGGAAAACGGACGGGGUUGUAACGGUCACACCGUAAACGGGUACAAGACGCCUGAGAGGAAGACUAAACUGGAGGAACUAAAAGAUCACAGCAGCCCAAGAGUUGUGAUCAAGAGUGACGGUAGCGUUCGGGUCGAGUUUAGCCAGCUCUCUAAAAACUCAACGCUUCCGGAUGAGAAUGGUGGUCCUGUCCAGCUGCUGAAGUUUUCCCCCACAUCACACUGCAUGUCCACCUCGGAUCGUGAUUCUGCUCCAGCAGCGAACAGCCCCAAGACCAGAACCAGCAAGCGAAGCUCACUGAGCUCAGAAGGCAGCUGGUACGACUCGCCCUGGGGGCCGGGGGCCGAGGUGAAUGACGAUGUCGCCGCCUCACCCGUUAGGAUUUCAGAAACUCUUCCCUCCGUUCGCAUAGAGUACUUUGAUGAGCAGCUGCCUCCUCAUCAUCUUUAUCACGACCCUGGCGUUGGCGCCAAAGAUCUGACGCUUGCAAAUGAGACGUCAUUCAAACACAGGGCAUCGUUUGUCUGCAUGAUGGAAGAACCAGUUCUAGACGAGUCCUCGGGGGCAAGGCAGUACUCUUCCUUCACCUUACCGUGCCCCAAACCCAAACCCAUCAUGGAGAACACUGGAAAGAAGGAAAUUCUCAGGAACAGAAUGAGAAGGCUGAGUGAUUGGACCGGGAGCUUGACCAGAAGGAAAAAGAAGUCGAAGGAGCCGAGAUAUAAAGAGCCUCUCGAUUGUUUCGACAGCGGUAUAGACGGUCUGACGGCUGACACAAGCUCCCCCUCUCAAGUGUCCAGUCUUCUGGGGUACCCCAGGGUUCAGUCCAGGGGCCGCUCCCAAUCCCAGGUGCUGCCCUCCUGUGAGGGGUCUGUCGGCGCCCUCAACCCGGGCACGGACGCUCUGCGGCAAAACAUUUACGACAACUUCAUGAGAGAGCUGGAGACAAGCCAGACCGCGGCAGGAAGCGGCGAGGAAAGAGGCGAGAACUCUGGCGAGGACACGGAGAGCAGCAGUCAAGGAACGGUGGGCUCGUUGGAGCAGCUGGAUCUGCUGUGUGAAAAGGAGCAGGGCGUGGUCAGGAGAGCCGGGUGGCUGACUUUUAAACCUCUGCUCACGCUGCAUAAAGACCGCAAGCUGGAACUGGUGGCCAGGCGCAAGUGGAAACAGUACUGGGUGACGCUUAAAGGCUGCACUCUCCUGUUUUACGAGACUUAUGGAAAAGGUUCUCCAGAGCAGGAGACUUCACCGAGUUACGCUCUGCUGGCUGAGGAUGGAAUAGUCCAGGCUGUCCCAGAACACCCGAAAAAGGAGAACGUGUUCUGCCUCAGCAAUGCCUAUGGAGAUGUCUACCUCUUUCAGGCCACUAGCCAGACGGAUUUGGAGAACUGGGUUACAGCGAUCCACUCGGCCAGCGCGUCUCUGUUUGCUAAGCGCCAUGGCAAAGAGGACACACUGCCCCUGCUCCGCGGGCAAAUCCGCAGUCUGCUGCAGAAGAUCGACAUGGAUGGAAAAAUGAAGAAGAUGGCUGAGCUCCAGCUGUCUAUUGUAACCGAUCCAAAGAACAGGAAGGCCAUUGAGAACCAGAUCCAGCAGUGGGAUCAGAACCUGGAGCGGUUCAACAUGGACUUGUUUCGGCUGCGCUGUUACCUGUCCAGCCUGCAGGGCGGUGAGCUUCCCAACCCCAAGAGCCUCCUGGCCACCGCCAGUCGCCCCUCUAAAGCUGCUCUUGGGCGCCUGGGAAUCUUCUCCGUCUCCUCGUUCCACGCACUGAUCUGCUCGAGAGAUGAGGCCAUGCUGAGGAAACGUUCUCUGUCUCUGUCCCAGGGGAGCCGCAGUAGGAGAGGAGUGUUCUCUUCGCUCAAAGGGCUGGACAGCUUGAGCAAACGCAGCCGGGAGAGGAGACCCUGCGCCUCACAGGACUGCAUUUCCAUCAGCUCCUGCUCUCAAACUGAGGUUUGUGAGGUGUUUGAAGGCAUUUCUGCAGAGCAGUUCAACGUUCCUGCUCCGUACAGCAGAGAGAGACUGGAUUCCCUGGCCGACAGAUGCUCACUAGCUCCACCCGCUGGCAGUGAGUGGGGCCGCGGCGUGCCUGAGAAGCCGGUGUGCGUGUGCAUGCCUGACUGUCAGGCGGUGACUCUGAGUCUGAGCGGACAGCACACGGUCUCGGAGGUCCUGAGCGCGGCCUGCAAGGUGCAGAACCUGGACCCCAGCAGACACUGCCUGCGUCUGCGCAGAUGCAUCAACGGUCAGACGGAGGUCUGGACUGUGGCACCACACGAGCUGCUUCAGGACCUGUUGUAUGAUGAGUUGGAGGUCAGUGUUCUUAGUGUCUACACUCUUCACAUGACCAAGCCCACAUGCACUGGGGAUUUUGGGUUUGCCGUUACAGGACAUGUGGACGGUCUCAGUCACAGUCGCAUCUUCGUCACCGAGGUUCUCUCAGAUGGAAUCGCCUUCAGUGAAGGUCUGAGGCCAGGUGACGAAAUCCUGGUUCUGAACGGCUGUCGGGUCUCGUCUCUGGAGCUUGCUCUCAUUCAGACACUUUUCAGUGAGAACACGCUGCAACUGACCAUCAGACGAGAGCCGAGCGCCCUUACACACACACCUCUAACGCACACACACAGCAGCCAGCAGCCAUUAAGGGACUGUCUGUAUCGCCAUCAUAGAGCCAAGUCUGCAACAGACGUCUCGUGCGUGUCUGAGAGUUCGGGGAAAGCCGAUGUAGAGGCGAAGCGACAUCAUCGCCAGAGCCUCAGAGCCGUGCAGCUCAGCAAGAGUGUGGAGACGGUGUGCGCACUGUAUCACUCCUUCCAGGACGCCUCUGGAGAACCGAUGGAGGUCCAGAAGGAGACGGCGGGACCGGACUCCGCCCUGCUCAGACCCUGUCCACGACACAUGUCCGUCUCUGAGAGACUGCGCAAAGUCGUCCAGGAGUUAGUGGACACGGAGAAAUCCUACGUCAAGGAUUUGAGCUGCUUGUUUGAGAUCUACCUGAAGCCCCUGCAGAACGAGACCUUCCUCACACAGGAUGAGAUGGAGAGUUUGUUUGGGAGUUUGCCGGAGAUGCUGGACUUUCAGAAGGUGUUUCUGCAAACCCUGGAGGAAAGAAUCGCCUCGACUCCAGACUUCAGCACACUGGAGACCCCCCUACAAUUCAAGAAGCUGCUGUUUUCUCUCGGCGGGUCGUUCCUUUACUACGCCGAUCACUUCAAACUCUACAGCGGCUUCUGCGCCAACCACAUCAAGGUCCAGAAGGUUCUGGAAAGAGCUAAAACGGACCGAGCCUUUAAGGAGUUCAUGGAGGCGAGGAAUCCCACCAAGCAGCACUCGUACACGCUCGAGUCGUAUCUGAUUAAACCGGUGCAGAGAGUGCUCAAGUACCCACUACUGCUGCGAGAGCUGGUGUCUCUGACCGACACGGACAGCGAGGAGCACUAUCACCUCACAGAGGCUUUGAAGGCGAUGGAGAAAGUGGCCAGUCACAUCAAUGAGAUGCAGAAGAUCUACGAGGACUACGGCACCGUGUUUGACCAGCUGGUGGCGGAACAAAGUGGCUCGGAAAAGGAAGUCACAGAGAUUUCCAUGGGAGAGUUUCUCAUGCAUUCGUCAGUGAUGUGGCUCAACCCGCUCCCGUCUCUCGGCCGCAUGAAGAAGGAGCCGGAAUUGACCGUGUUUGUGUUCAAGAAAGCCGUGAUCCUCGUCUACAGAGAGAGCAACAAGCUCAAGAAGAAAAUGAAUGUCCCACGCCCCGCCCACUCUCAUGGAGAUCAGGACCCCUUCAAGUUCCGCUGGCUCGUUCCUCGUUCCACGUUGCAGGUCCGACUGGGCAACACGGCAGAGAGUAACUGCGUCUGGGAGCUGAUCCACACCAAGUCCGAGCUGGAGGGCCGACCUGAGACGGUGUUCCAGCUGUGCAGCAGCACGCCUGAGAGCAAAGUGAACAUGGUCAAGGUGAUUCGCUCUGUCCUGAGAGAAAACGCACGCAAAGGGAUGCGAGGAAACGAGCGGCCAACUGAGAGAACCUGCAGGGAACAUCUCGUCCCUCUGAGGGGAAGCUUACCUUCAUCAGCUAAACUCGGUUCCUCUCGAACAUCCUUGUUAUGCCAGAAGCCCAUCAACUUCAGCGCUCUCGCCAAAAUCGACACACUAAAGCCCAUGCAGUUGGACAUUGAUACAGCAAGUGAGAGCAGUGGAGACCCGCCCCUCGCCCCAUCAUCAGAAGCCCCCCCGCCCGCUGACUCCACCCUCAAACACGGCAGAAUGAGGGAGUCGGACAUCCUCAGUGACGACGACGGGUUCAGUGAGCGCUCGACUCGCCGUGCCCCCACCCCCGGCUCGCUCGAUUCUCAGUUGCAUGAGCUGCGUCUGAGUGACGAGGCACGCGUGGAACCCGAAGGUCGUGAAGUGGACUCUCCGGAGGCCCACCCUCAGCUGAGACGGGCACAUUUCAGCGCCGUGAGGCGGCGGUCAGCGAGAAGCGAGCCGAGACGCAGCCAGGCGGCGCUGCUGACCAUGAGACAGCACAGCCGCUCUCUGGACAGCCCGUCGGAGUCCACGGCGGUCAGCGUCGAUCUGAACACACUGCUGGAGAGUGACUUCAGCGUCCACAGCCUCACCUCCGUCAUUAACGAGGACUGUUUCUAUGAAAACGGUACCAAGACCAGCGCCACAGCUACGACAUCAUAGCCAUAAAUCUGUACACUGUACGACAUCUGGAAAAGGAAACUUGAAUUCACCUUAACCUUCAGGUCGAAUAAUUAACCGGUUAUAUAAAGGUGUACUUAGUGAUUUGAUAGGACAGGAAAGAUAUUUAUUCAUCUCUGAUUUUAGGGCACUUGGAGGAGGGGGUAAAUGCUACUCAAACAUGAGAAUACACUUCAGCGAAAAUCACUUACUGCACCUUUAACAGCCGAAGCAACACGUGACUCGUCUCACUGUACCUCUGCCUACCUUCAGGAACUGCAAUCCACAUGUUGCGUCUGAUUCAUUUUGUGCCUUUUUUUUUUUUAAAGCUGAGCUUUAAGUUUUUCGUUUUUAUUUGUACGAACCAGGCUCUUUAAAAGUGCAAGCUUUUUAUAAUUUAUUGAUAAUUUUAUAUUUCUUUAUAAAACAGGAAGCCAAAGCACAGGUUAAAACUGGACUUAUUUUUUGUUUCUGUAAGUGAAAACAAUUGCACGAGGUGUGUGCCUGUGAGACGUGGGUCGUUAUGUGAUCGGCCUUAUUGAGGUGAGGGACGUACAGAACAGUCAUGAAACAGUCAGCGCUGAGAGUUUGUGUGUGUGUGUUACAGUAGGUAACAAAACCAUCUUUGUUUUUAUAAACAACAAAUAUGUACAGUAUUUUAGCUAAUUUAAUUGGUAUUAACAGUUUAUCAAUUAGGUAUUUUAAGUAUGUAAAAAGUGCUGUAUCUAAUAAAGUGGGCGAUUUGUACAGUUGUGCUGCAAAGAGCUUUUUAAAGGAACGAUGAAUAAAAAUGUCUUUUGGUA